This is a messenger RNA of Drechmeria coniospora, 2520 nucleotides long. Its product is annotated as C3HC4 type zinc finger containing protein. The record is from RefSeq and is a predicted model, not a curated record. Lineage: Eukaryota; Fungi; Ascomycota; Sordariomycetes; Hypocreales; Ophiocordycipitaceae. The transcript has 2 exons. The coding region runs from base 1 to 2520 and encodes 839 amino acids.
AUGCGGCCACCGCGCAUCACCAUCCUCGUCCUCUUCUUCGCCGCCUCCAUCUUCAUCGUCUGCCGGGCCCUCACGUCGCCGCACCGGCGUCAUGCCUCGUCCUAUGGCGCCAACGGCCGGAGCUCGCGGUCUCUCUUCGGCCUCAUGUACUACAACACACCCUUCUCGCUCUUCCCGCCCAACGCGGCCAUCAGCUUGACCGACGACAACAGCACGUCCUUUGCCGCCCGUCCCGCCGCCUUCGGACCGAGGUUGGCCUCGGCCGGCUUGAGCGGCCAGCUGUGGGUUGGGAGCGGCUUCGCCGAGGACAGCCUCGACGGCAACGGAGAGCUCGGCUGCAGCGACCUGCCCGGCUGGGACGGCGGUCUCACGAGGGCGUCGAUGAGGAGUUCCUUCCGUCACGGUCCGCACCGUCUCGCCGCCUCGCAGGCCAAGUCCGGCCGCCCGAAGCGCCGCGGCCGCCUCCUGGCGUCGGAAGAUGGUGACGCCGCCGUCAAGGGCCGGUCGGCAUCGACGUACGCGGCCGGUGCCGACGACAACACCGACGAGCACCUCAACGACAAGGCGGCUCGAUCGCUCGCCCGUCGAGACGCAUCCUCCUCCCACGCCGACAUCCAGUCCCUGCAGGAGGCGGCGGAAAUCGAAGGCAAGAUCGUCCUGCUCAUGCGAGGCGGCUGCGGCUUUCUCGAAAAGGUCCUCUGGGCCCAACGACGCGGUGCCGUCGCCGUCAUCGUCGGCGACAACCAAAAGGGCGGACCCCUGAUCCAGAUGUUUGCCCACGGCGACGAAGUCGACAACGUGACGGUGCCCUCCGUCUUCACCGCCCGCACGACGGCCCAUCUGCUCUCGUCCUUGACCCAACCCGGCAGCUUCAUCGAAGACACGCUCGACGACAACGGCAAUCCCGUCUUCAAGGUCCAGCAGGGGCCCAGAGCCAAGCACGAGAGGACGAAGCGAUCGCCCGCACCCGCCAGGGCCGCCCGUUUUUCUCGCCGCGCCCCUCUGCUCUCGAGCACGAAAAAGGCGGCCAAGAAGAGAGCGCCGAGGGCAAAGGCGGCGGCCUCGACGACCCAGGCCUCGCGAAACCGUGGUUGGUUCUCCAUCUUCCGCUGGGGCCGUUCGGCUCGCUCCGUCGAGGAUUGGACCGAAGACCGGGAGCAGGAGGCGGCCGUGACCCACAACGCGGGCAGCACGAAGAAUCCAAAGUCGAAUCACGACGACUUCGUCAUCGGUGUCCAGGACUGGCGAGAUCCCGAUCUCGUCGACAAGUCGAGAGCCAAAGACCAGGCGACCGUCAGGAACGCACCCCACCCCAAGGGUGACGCCGGCGAUGCGCGCAAGCCCGCCCCGGAGGCUAACGGCCCCAAGGGUGGCAGCAUCACGCCCGGAAGUGGCGAGUACAACCCGUCCAAAGUUCCGCCCAAGGAUGGCAAGGAUGCCGGCGUCAAGUCCGGCUCGGCAAGCGCUGGCUCCGCCGCCAAGGGACACGGCCUCAUGUCCAAGCUCUUCGGUGACGAGGGCAAGGGCAAGAAUGCGGCGGCCGGCGCUCAUCCGUACACAAGCGAUGACGCCGCCGAUGGCCUUGCACCCCCCGGCCACGGCGACGACGCCGAGCGGCACCAGGGGCUCUGGGUGACGAUUACGCCGACGAGCAGCGCCAGCCCCUUCUUUGACACGCUCCUCGUCCUCGUCAUCAGCCCGUUGGUGACGUUGACAGUCGUCUACGCCCUGCUGGUCGCCCGCGCGAGGAUUCGCCGGAGGCGAUGGCGAGCGCCCAAGUCGGUGGUCGAACGCCUUCCGGUGCGGACCUACCAUACCGUCACCACGUCGCCUGCCCCGUCUCCGAGGCUGCCCGCCUCCUCGAGCGCGACGCCGACGACGCCCCUGCUCCAGCAGCAGCAGCAGCAGCAGCAGGACCACAGGUCACGGCCACGUUCUAGAACGACGACGGGCGUUCUGGAGAGCGAAAACUUUUUCACCGCCGGCGCGGCCAUCCCGACUCCGCAAUCCUCGAAUCGCGCGAGCGGUCGGCCCGAGGUAGAAAAGGGCGCCGCCGGCUUGUCAGCUGAAUGGAGAAAGCACAUGGGCAGACAGGUGGAGUGCGUCGUCUGCCUAGAGGAAUACGUCGACGGCGUGAGCAGGGUGAUGAGCCUCCCCUGUGGCCACGAGUUCCACGCCGACUGCAUAACGCCAUGGUUGACAACCCGACGACGGACCUGCCCCAUCUGCAAGGGUGACGUCGUCCGCUCCCUCGCUCACAGCUCCCGAAGCGGCCCGCGCUACGAUGCGUACUUGGAAGACAGCGACGAGGAGCUCGACCUGGACGCACCGAGCUCGAGCCUGGACCCGGGCCCGGACGCGGCCUCACGUCUGGCUGACGGGUCGCCCGACCCCGAGCAGGGCCAUCUCCUGCCGCGCACCGGUGAUGAUCGGCCUUCUCGACCGGAACGCUGGUUUGGACUGCUACCCCACCACUUCACCGCCAACCGAUCUCCGCGACCGGAAGAUCGAGAUCGAUGA